This is a messenger RNA of Suillus discolor, 1195 nucleotides long. RefSeq lists its product as uncharacterized. Gene Ontology annotation, cellular component: cell division site; plasma membrane; growing cell tip. The transcript has 4 exons. The record is from RefSeq and is a predicted model, not a curated record. Bases 333 to 1076 code for a protein of 247 amino acids. NCBI's taxonomy places the organism in Eukaryota, Fungi, Basidiomycota, Agaricomycetes, Boletales, Suillaceae.
GUCCAGUACUAUCAUAUCCGACUGCUGCUGUACCAAGUACUUCAAGCUUCAAGUUUCAACUGCCGUGCUUGUCGACCCAGCAACUCACUUUAUCAGACAUGAUAUUCUAUUCGUCACCGACAAUGGUUCUCCUGUGUUUUCAGAGCGCUGCGAGUGGGCUUUGAAAUUGGACUCUCACGAACUCCUACAGUAUGCGAGACCUUGCGAGUAUCAAUUGAUCAAGCUAUGUAUAUUUCCAGGCUGUCUCGCCUGCAGCUCCAAAGCCACGCAAAGCACUACAUAGCAAUGCGUUGCAUCCAUCCUUCCCAACCCAGUUGCUGGUAACAUCAAGCAUGGAGGGCUCUCAAAAACUUCUACGGCUACUGCAGCAGCACACUGUCCGUCUGGCCUGCUUCAUAUUAUUUCUCGCUGCAUCCCUCUUUCUCUUGGUCGGGUUAUCUUUACCAAUUAUCAAGCCAAUCAUGAUCAUCAAAAUUUCAGCAAUAAAUUCUGUUGAUCCCGUCUCGACUGCAAUCACAGAACUGCAAUUUGGAGUAUGGGGUGUCUGUGCAUUGAGUAUCCUUAACGGCGUCAAAGCACAAGAAGCAUGCUAUGGCCUACAGUUGGGAUACACCGUUCCUACAAGCAUUUUGUCUCUCGUUGGCUUCUCCUCCAAGCUCGCAAAUGUUGCAAACACGACCCUCCUGACUAUACUUGUGCUGCAUCUCGUCAAUGCAGCACUUUCGACCGUCGCCUUGGUGUUGUCUCUUUUACUUCGCUCACACUUAAUCACAACAAUCGGACUCAUAGUCGCCACAAUAGCAGCAGUUGUUUCGACUGCUGUUUUUGCUGCAAACGUUGCUCUGGUUGUCGGCGUCAAAAACAAUGUCAACUCCCUUUUCCCUGGAUGCGACUUCGCUGUAAGCUUUGGCAAUGGCUUGUGGAUGGUACUAGCGGCGGUGCUUUUGGCUUGGAUAGCGGUUAUCAUGCUGUCAGCACAACGAUGUUCUUGCCGUAGUGUGGGUCGACGCCCAAAACCAAAGGCGCCCAGAUCAGUUAUAUCUGAAAAGAACAGUAUGGAGAAGGUCUUGUUCUAAAAUGGACAAUUCUGCCAUGUCCGACAAGUUACGAAUACAAUGUGGAUGACCGCGAUAAUAAUUCUACCAAUAUUCUGUAUAUAUCGAUGAUUAUUGAUCAUAGCGGCAUUUUAAACAGC